CGCAGAGACUGCAGGCAUGCAGUAGUACAGUGCAGCAGAUGUGUUUAAACUUGAGAGAGGCAGCGGCAGAGUGGGCUAUUAAUGAGGUAAGAGCCCUGAGACGAGAUGGACUAGAGGAAACCGAACAGAAAGGGAAGCAAGAAAGGUAUUGUAAGCAUGAGAUCUACUGAGACCUGAGGUCACAGUCACAUCAACCACGUGGCUCGACGGUCCCCUCACAGCCUACAGCAUGUGACUUUGUAGAGGAGUGUACAAGAUGCCCACCAUGUUCUCUUCGUGGAAUCUUUAUCUUCUCCUGUCUUUCUUCUUGCCUCUCUCACUUCAUGUUGUAGCCUCAGCCUUAGAAAAUGUCACAGAAACACCAAAGCCAGACACUGAGACAGAGGCGCAGCAUCUCCCACAGUCCUCUCAGAGACCCAGUUUAGCAGCUACACAUCCUCUGUUUGUUCCCGAGAUGACCGACUUCUUGGCUCUACCUUUGAAUUGGCCCUCAUCAUCAUUUGAUGAGGCUGACAGACAGGGGGUCAUUGGUGAAUACAGUGAUAUACAAGAGAGUUCAGAGAUGUCAGUUUUGUAUCCUAGUGAAAAAUGGUUUACAAGAUCCAGCCCAACAGAGAGUGCUGCAGAGAUUAUGACUUCCAAGGAGUAUGCCAGCCCAAAAGGAUCUUUAUCAGCAAGUGUAUCACCAAACACUACCCAGGAACAAGCAUUUCAGCAUGGGCCAACUGAGAACAGCACCUGGGACAUAAAUGGUUCUACACAGACAGCAGAGACUCAGACAACUUUAUCAGCCAAAGAAAAUGAAGCUACCGUUGGCCACUUACCUGCUCCUCCCUUUGGUUCACUUACGUCAGCUAGUCCAGACUUGGACAAUUCUUCUGCGUUGUCUACUGGGCCUGGGCCCAGUCCUGAACACCCUACCCCUCCACCAGCCACUGGAAGUUGGGCAUUGACCACAGAUCCUUCUGUUAAUACACAGGGAAAGCUACAGGAGUGGACUGAACAAAUGAAAGAGACUGGAGAUGGGUUAUAUGAUUUUACAGAUCAUACGUUACACAGAGGAGCUACUGGCACAGAGGCUGAUAAAGAUGAGUCCUCAAAAACGGAGCAGCAGGACUCAAAGACCAGUGGUACAUUCUCUCUCUCAGAGGAUAACAUGAACCCUACUGUCACACCCUGCAAAAUCUCAAACCAGUCCUGGACUCCAGUCUACCAAGAUGAUUUCACAUCCAACGACUCCCUGGACCCCUCUGUGGCCUUUAGCCCACCCCUCUUCGUCCCCCUGUAUUCUGACUGGAACUCUGCCCUUGCUACAUGGGGAUUGGCUUGGGAGCUACACAUCUAUGGUCUGGGAUCUGUCUUCACUGUGUUUGGCCUAAUCUCUGUUGUCUGCUUGUUAGGCCUGCCUUUGCUUUGUCCCCCAGGAGGCCUGUGUUUCACCCUACUGCACCUGUUCCUCCUGGCAUUUGCAGGGAUCAGAGCUUUCUGCCUGCUCUAUGAUGCUUAUAGUCACCAAGACCGUCUUCCCCCUCUAGGCUCCCUGCUCCUCUCUGAGCUGCCUUUCCCGUGUUUGACCUCAGCCUUUUCCCUGGCUUUCCUCCUUAUUUCAUUGCGCCUACGAACACGUCUAUCACUCCCACUCUCCCUUUCCACUUCUUUCUCAGCCUUGCCCAGACCCUGCCUUUUAGUCUGUUUGUCCCUGCUGCAUUUUGGGAUUUCUCUCGGGUGUGUUGGCCUACUCCAGGUUUUACCAACCCUCCCUGCCCUUAUCUUCCUCCUCCCUCUGGGUGUGUUUGUGUGCCUCUCCGUCUUUCUCUCAUGCUUCUACCUCAUCUUCUACUGCUUCAUGCAAGCUGAGACCAAACACAUCUACAGGCUGAAUGACAAUGGAGAGAGUGGAGGAUCCCCUGAAAUGAAGCGACCUGCAAGUUGCCCCUUUUACAAGGUGGAGGACUGGGGCAGGGCAGCAGCUGCUGGAGUUGGGGCUUCACUGUGUUUGUUAGGGUGUGGAGGGCUACAGCUCUAUGGGAUCCUACAUGCUCUCGGUCUGGGUGGCGUCAGCGGCUAUGGGUUCCAGCCCUGGCCUUGGUGGGGCUACCAGGUGGCCUGUAGACUCUGUGAGGUGGGGGUGUGUCUCAGUCUGUCUCUGAUUGGCACACAGCCUCUAUUCUGUCACACUAACUCCUCCAUCAGGAUUAUUGGUCAUCAACGGCCUGGGAACUGGUCCCGCCUAUCUUGUGGCUCCCCCUCAGGAGGAUUAACCGUUCCAUCUCAGGGAGGAGUAAAUUCUCCUGUCCUCCCUUCCCACUGUUCCUGGUCCCAGGACAAGCAAGAAAGGCUGGUAGUCUGUGAGGUCAUCACUAAGGGACAGUCAGAGGCUCUUCCUCUUUGCUCAAUAGUGGAUGCCCCUCAAAAUGGACUGAACUCUGCCCCCCAUCCCAGCCAAACCAGGAUUUCCAUUCUCCCACUACCUACACCCCCUAGCCCACCACGGGAGCAUAAAAGUGGAGUUGAGCCACAGCUAUCCUCAUUGGAUAGCUUAGGUCUGGACACUGACUCUACUGUGGACCUUCGACCCCCAUCCCCCAUAGACUUGUCCCGCAGCAUUGACCAGGCCCUGUUCAGUGAAGCUCUGUUCUCCCACAGUCUCUUUGGUCUGCCAAGACUGCUCCACACCUCCUCCAGCCUUUCCUUGAGCUCUCCUAGCAAAGGUACCUUAAAGCAAGGCCCUAAUGCUGUGGAGAAUGUCCUUUACCGAACCUCUUCCUGUGGAGACAUGGAUCAAGAGAACCCUCUAUCCAACUCAAGACCUUCCCAGCCACGUGGCACUGUCUCAUUCCACAACAAGCCUCCAUCAUCACCUGAGCAUUGGCGUCGGAGAGGGGGUAACUCUGGCUCCUUGUGCCGAGCUUCUCAGACUGGCUCAUCCCAGGGCCUGUGCUGCAGUCCCAGGGAGGCAGGGAAGAUGCGCCCACAUCCCUGGGCAAACAAAGGGCAAAGCUUUACACAGAACAGUCUUCCACGGGCAAUACCCCACCUGCCUUAUCACAGGCGUUACCGAACCCUGAGCUUAGCCUCUCAGGAUAGUCAAGGAUCUGGCCGUCUAGCAGGGACUGAACACCUGAGUGAAAGUAAACAGCUGGAGCAGGAUCUGGCUGUACAGGCAGAGUUUAUCAACGUGUGCAGACAAAUUGACUCUCUGAGUGUUUGUAGUGACACCAUCGAACUGUAGGAAGCUGAAUAAUUCCAGUUCUGGUUGGACUGAACAUAGAUUUGUAAAAUACAGAACAUAGCAGAUGCAGAUUAAGUUUGAAUGGAAGAAUUUAACUGUAUGUCAAAAUAGCUAUAAAGAUGAAAAUAAUUAACUGAACUAUUGUAAAGUAAAAACUCAAUGGGCAAUGAUAUUUAUUCAUACAAAAUGCAAGACCAACUUGUUAAUUUUUGAAACUGUACAGUUGAUACUACAACAUAUAAAAAUGAAUUUUUAAGGGUGA
Messenger RNA from Myripristis murdjan (pinecone soldierfish), 3494 nucleotides. It is a transcript of the gene prrt4a, whose product is annotated as proline rich transmembrane protein 4a. NCBI's taxonomy places the organism in Eukaryota, Metazoa, Chordata, Actinopteri, Holocentriformes, Holocentridae. The record is from RefSeq and is a predicted model, not a curated record. Bases 257 to 3232 code for a protein of 991 amino acids. The transcript is spliced from 3 exons.